This is a messenger RNA of Dentiscutata heterogama, 299 nucleotides long. The record is from the annotation of a GenBank genome assembly. NCBI's taxonomy places the organism in Eukaryota, Fungi, Glomeromycota, Glomeromycetes, Diversisporales, Gigasporaceae.
ACGGUGAGUAUCAUCCUCCGGAACCAGAGCUAAGAAGCCUUUGCCAAAGAGAAAAAGAUAGAGGGACAUAUUUGUAUCUUUAUACAAUCAUGUUUACUGGAUCUUCUGGUUACAGUUAUUAUGGACAAUCAUUACAAAAAAUGGCAGAUAUUGCAACAGAAUAUCUCCCAAAAAGUGCUGAUAAAGAAUCUUUAAAAUGUCAAUAUGUUCUUGCGAUUAAUGAAAUUAUGCUGACUGAGCAUUUUACACGAGUAGCUGAAAGCCUUCGAUUUCAUAAGCCAAUGCUAAUAAGAAAAUAG